CCAAGAAGUCAAGAACCCAGAAGAAGACAUGACAAGUGAAAUUCUUCAAACAAUCUCUAGUGGAUCAGGUUUUGCUCAGAGCUCAUCAACUCUGGAUCAUGAUGAAUCUCUCAUCAAUCCUCCUCUUGUUAAGAAGAAGAGAAAUCUCCCUGGAAAUCCUGAUCCGGAAGCUGAAGUGAUAGCUUUAUCCCCCAAGACCUUGAUGGCUACGAACCGGUUCCUAUGCGAGAUCUGUGGCAAAGGUUUCCAAAGAGACCAAAACUUACAGCUUCAUCGGCGAGGACACAAUCUUCCAUGGAAGUUGAAGCAGAGGACAAGCAAAGAAGUGAGAAAACGUGUCUAUGUUUGCCCCGAGAAGACAUGUGUCCACCAUCACUCCUCUAGAGCUCUAGGCGAUCUCACCGGAAUCAAAAAGCAUUUUUGCCGGAAACACGGCGAGAAGAAGUGGAAGUGCGAGAAAUGUGCCAAGAGAUAUGCAGUCCAAUCUGAUUGGAAAGCUCAUUCCAAGACUUGUGGUACUAGAGAGUACCGUUGCGACUGUGGCACCAUUUUCUCAAGGCGAGACAGCUUCAUCACUCAUAGAGCUUUUUGCGAUGCCUUAGCGGAAGAAACCGCUAAGAUAAACGCAGUGUCUCAUCUCAACGGUUUAGCCGCGGCUGGAGCAGCAGGAUCAGUUAAUCUCAACUAUCAAUAUCUCAUGGGAACAUUCAUUCCACCGCUUCAAACAUUUGUACCGCAACCGCAAACAAAUCAAAACCAUCAUCAACAUUUUCAGCCACCACCUCCGUCGUCGCUUUCCCUAUGGAUGGGACAAGAUAUCGCGCCGCCUCAACCGCAACCGCAGGACUACGACUGGGUUUUUGGAAACGCUAAGGCAUUGUCUGCAUGCAUUGAUAAUAAUAAUAAUCCUCACGAUGAGCACAUUACGCAAAACGCAAACGCAAGUUUGACCACUACUACUACUACUCUCUCUGUUCCUUCUUUAUUCAGCAGUGACCAACCACAAAACGCAAACGCAAACUCAAGCGCGAAUAUGUCCGCAACAGCGUUACUACAGAAAGCUGCUGAAAUUGGCGUUACUUCUACAACGACGGCGGCGACUAACGACCAGUCAACGUUUCUUCAAAGUUUCCCGCUUAAAUCCUCCGAUCAAACCACCACUUAUGACGGUGGCGAAAAGUUCUUUGCUUUGUACGGGUCUAACAACAACAUUGGGUUAAUGAAUCAUAGUCAUCAUGAUCAUCAGGAGAUUGAGAACGCUAGAAAUGAAGUUACGGUUGCGUCUGCGUUGGAUGAAUUACAGAAUUACCCUUGGAAACGUAGAAGAGUCGAUGGUGGAGGAGAAGGAGGUGGAGGAGGGCAAACUCGGGAUUUCCUCGGGGUCGGUGUACAAACGUUGUGCCAUCCAUCGUCUAUCAAUGGAUGGAUUUGAUACAGUUUAAUAACAAAAAAGAAGAAGGAAUCUUUUGUAACUUCCACCAUUUUAUAAGAACAAAUAUGGUAAUGAAAGUUGUUUUCUUUUAUUAAUUCAAGAUUUUAAAGCUUAUGGUAUAUGUGUAAUGAAUGUGUGUUUAUCUU
Arabidopsis arenosa is the source of this 1578-nucleotide messenger RNA. Lineage: Eukaryota; Viridiplantae; Streptophyta; Magnoliopsida; Brassicales; Brassicaceae. The record is from the annotation of a GenBank genome assembly.